Umbelopsis ramanniana AG is the source of this 1588-nucleotide messenger RNA. RefSeq lists its product as uncharacterized. The transcript is spliced from 5 exons. Gene Ontology annotation, molecular function: FAD binding; sulfide:quinone oxidoreductase activity. The record is from RefSeq and is a predicted model, not a curated record. Gene Ontology annotation, cellular component: mitochondrion. The coding region runs from base 47 to 1378 and encodes 443 amino acids. Lineage: Eukaryota; Fungi; Mucoromycota; Umbelopsidomycetes; Umbelopsidales; Umbelopsidaceae.
CGCUGUAGUUGUUUCAAACUCUCGCUCUCUAUUUCCUUCAUACAUUAUGUUUGCUUUGCGUACCCGUUUGACGCCUUUGUACGCCAGAGGCUUUGCCACUGCUGCUGCUGCUGAGACCCAGAAGCCCGCCGCCGACAAGGCUUACAAGGUGGUUGUCAUUGGAGGUGGACCUGGUGGUUUGUCUGUCUCUUCCACUGUGUCUAAAUUGCUUGGUCAAAGCCAAGUGGCUGUCAUUGAGCCUUCAAAGGUCCACUAUUAUCAACCACUCUGGACUUAUGUUGGUGGAGGUCUCAAGUCAUUCUCGGAAUCUGAACGCCCCAUGGGUGAGUUGAUCUCGCCCCAGGCAGAUUGGAUUCAGGAUAAGGUCACCAAGGUCAAUGCCGAAGAAAACACAGUUACGCUCGCUGACGGCAAGCGAAUUGGUUAUGAUUAUUUGGUGGUUGCUGCUGGUAUCCAGGUCAACUGGGAUAACAUCAAGGGUUUGAAGAACGCGCUUGGUAAGAACGGUGUCACCUCCAACUACUCUGCUGACAGUGUUCAAAAGACCUGGCAGUUCAUCCAAGACUUCAAGGGAGGCAAUGCUAUCUUUACCUUCCCUGCUACUCCCCCCAAGUGCCCUGGAGCCCCUACCAAGAUCACCUUCUUGGCUGAGGAAGCCUUCCGCAACCUCGGUGUUCGUGAUAAGACGAAUGUCAUCUAUAACCAUGCUGGAGCCAAGAUCUUUGGUGUUGACCACUAUGGCAAGGUUUUGCAGCGUUUGGCUGAUGAGCGCGGUAUUCAAACCAACUAUUUCCAUGAAUUGAUUGAAAUUAAGGCCGACGAUAAGGAAGCUAUUUUCCGCAACAACCAAACCAAGGACGUCAAGACCUUCAACUACGACAUGAUCCACGUCGCUCCUCCUUGCGGACCCCCAGCUUUCAUCAAGGAAUCCAACAUUGGUGAUGCCGCCGGUUGGGUUGAUGUUAACAAGGAAACCACUCGUCACAACAAGUACUCUAACAUCUUUGCCUUGGGUGACUGCUCUUCCCUGCCCACCUCUAAGACUGCUGCUGCUAUUACUGCUGAGUCUGGUGUCCUUAAGCACAACUUGAUUGCUGACCUUGAAGGCAAGACGGUUGAACCCGCAAAGUACGAUGGUUACACUAGUUGCCCAUUGAUUGUUGGCCGAAAGCAACUUAUCUUGGCUGAAUUCUCUGGUUAUACCGGUACUCCUAUGGAGACUUUCCCGGUUGAUCAGCGACAAAUCUCUUCCACUGCUCAGUUCUUGAACAAGGAGGUCAUUCCUGAAAUUUACUGGAGAGAGCUUUUGGCUGGCAGAUGGACCGGUCCCAGCAAGUACCGUGAGGCCAUGGCACCUUUCCGUGGCAAGUACGACUAAGUCAUACCCCACCUUUGUUUGCGACAAGGUGUGCUUCCCUAUAUAAAGAAAAAAAGUCAUCCCACCACUCUUAAAAAAAUAAAAAUUGCAGUUUCUCUUCAGCGCCGUAGAUCACCUUUGUCAUCUGCAGGCCAUCCACGGAGUAUAAAAUAAUGGAGGCGAGUCCAUGGAUAGACCUGCUAAGAGCCCAACUGUAGCUUUUACGGACUU